This is a messenger RNA of Brettanomyces bruxellensis, 456 nucleotides long. RefSeq names its product multiprotein-bridging factor 1 (gene MBF1). Gene Ontology annotation, cellular component: nucleus. Lineage: Eukaryota; Fungi; Ascomycota; Pichiomycetes; Pichiales; Pichiaceae. The coding region runs from base 1 to 456 and encodes 151 amino acids. The record is from RefSeq and is a predicted model, not a curated record. The transcript has a single exon. Gene Ontology annotation, molecular function: DNA binding.
AUGUCGGAUUGGGAUAACGUUACAGUUAUUGGAAGAAAGGCCAAGAGAGGUUCAAGUGGUCCACGUGAGAAAGUUCUCAGAUCAAGUGGAGCACUUAACGCCGCCAGAAGACAAGGUGCGAUUACUGCAGUUGAAAAGAAGUACUAUGCUGGUAAUGUUAGAGGCGAUCCAGAGGGACAGCAUCUUACGAAGGUGGAUCGUUCCGAUGAUAUUGUCAUUCCAAAGAAAUUGGACAUGAAUGUCGGUAAAGCAAUCCAGAAAGCCAGACAGGAUAAGAAGUGGAACCAGAAGGAUCUUGCACAGAGAAUUAACGAAAAGCCUACAAUUGUUAAUGAGUAUGAGGCAGGAAAGGGUGUUCCAAAUCAGCAGGUCCUGGCUAAGAUGGAGAGGGCAUUAGGAGUGAAACUUAGAGGUAAGAAUAUUGGUGCUCCACUUUUCAAGAGAAAGAAGAAAUGA